Molecule: messenger RNA, 663 nt
Organism: Solanum dulcamara
Lineage: Eukaryota; Viridiplantae; Streptophyta; Magnoliopsida; Solanales; Solanaceae
Exons: 4
Coding region: 1-663 (220 amino acids)
Source: RefSeq, a predicted model, not a curated record
AUGAGCGAAUCAGAUUGUCCGCCGUCGUUGAAGAAACAAAAAGUGGAUGAGGAAGAGGGAAAAUCCAACGAUUACGAAAGUCUGGAUCCUUUAUCCCCUCUUUCAGAUGAAAGUUGUCCCAACUAUGAUUUAGAAGAAGCAUAUGAAGAUUGUUAUCGCCCCAUCGAUCCCAAUAAUAAAAAGGUGGAUAAAUCUGUUUGGGAUAGGUACUUCCAACAGAUCUGUGAGAGUGAAGGAUUUGACAUUAAAUAUUAUCCCGGUUCGUGUCCACUGACUACCAUAUUCCCCAUGGUAAACUACUUAAAAGCUCCUGCUCGUGUCGAAAAUGAAAUGUUGAAGGGUUAUGCUGCAAAGGCACUUGAGCAGUACAAUAACAAAAAUGGUACUAAAUAUGAGGUCGACCAUAUUCUCAAGGUUAAUGUAUGUCCCGGUCGAUACUGCAUAUUUUAUAUUACCCUUUCGGUCAAGAAUGGCGAGGAGGGAUAUUUUCAAGCUAAGGUGGUGCGGGAUAUAGAUCAAUCUUUGGAUUUUCCAGUCGUUAGGCGUAAUGAUAUCUUCCUUCUUGUUUUCUCUUUAAGUUUCUUAACUUUAAAUAUCUCAUAUUUCUCUUCUUCUAGCUUUGUGUCUAUCUUGGUGACUCAAUUUGACAUAGGAUUCAGUUAA